Messenger RNA from Frankliniella occidentalis (western flower thrips), 2344 nucleotides. RefSeq names its product 2-hydroxyacyl-CoA lyase 2. Gene Ontology annotation, molecular function: magnesium ion binding; flavin adenine dinucleotide binding; thiamine pyrophosphate binding. Bases 309 to 2183 code for a protein of 624 amino acids. The transcript has 12 exons. Gene Ontology annotation, cellular component: acetolactate synthase complex. Gene Ontology annotation, biological process: L-valine biosynthetic process. NCBI's taxonomy places the organism in Eukaryota, Metazoa, Arthropoda, Insecta, Thysanoptera, Thripidae. The record is from RefSeq and is a predicted model, not a curated record.
CAGAAACAGGUGUCAGUACUUCCAAAGCUGAUAAUUUCAAGGGGGAUUAUAACAAGUUCUAUGACCUUGAUGAUAAUUCACCAACACCGAGGCAAUCACAUUGAUACCUUUGGACUUGGACCAACUUCACGAUUCGGUUAUCCUAUCUUGUGAUCGGUGUCGGGUUCGGAUUGGCAACAUGUCUUUAGGCAUACUUAGAGAUAUCUACCUGGAAGCCUAGCUAGAUUCCCAUACUAGAUCCCCAUACCAGAAAUUUAGAAUCAGCUAAAACUUUUGUACUUCAUCUCUCAAUUGGUUCAUUUACAUGUAUGAUGGAUAUCUGUUGUUCGUGUUUUCUUCUGGGAGGUGCUGGUCUUGUAUUCCUAGGGCUAGUCGUUGCAUUCCUGAAAUUUUUUAAUCUACUCUUCAUCUGGACCCACCCUGUUCAUGAAGAGUCAACGAAACAUGGAGGGGAGAUUGUAGCUGAUGUGCUUAAAAGCCAUGGAGUUAAAUUUAUUUUUACUCUUGUUGGAGGUCACAUAUCACCAAUACUAGUUGCGGCAGAGAAACUAGGAAUUAAAGUUGUUGAUACCAGACAUGAGGUAUCUGCUGUAUUUGCUGCAGAUGCAGUUGCUCGUCUUUCAGGAACCAUUGGAGUGGCUGCAGUUACUGCCGGUCCAGGACUCACAAACACAAUUACAGCUGUUAAAAAUGCCCAAAUGGCAGAAUCUCCUUUACUCCUGAUUGGAGGAGCAGCAGCCACAAUUCUGAAAGGCAGAGGCGCUCUUCAAGAUAUUGAUCAAAUUUCUUUGUUUAAGUCAAUUUGUAAAUCUUGUUCCACUGUAAAAUGUGUAAGAGAUAUUGCUCCAACCUUGAGAAAAGCAAUCUGUGAAGCACAGUCUGGCACACCAGGCCCUGUAUUUGUGGAGUUUCCAAUAGAUGUCUUGUAUCCCUUUGCAAUGGUCAACAAAGAAGUUCUAGGAGCAAGUAAGCCAAAGGGACUUCAAGCCACAGCUGUUCAUUGGUUCCUGAAGAACUAUGUUCAGAAUAUAUUUGCUGGAGCUUGGGACAAGCAGGAGAUAUCUCCUUUACCACCUAGCAUUCCGAUGCCAACUCCAGAAAACUUGCAGAGAUGUGCUGAGCUUCUCUCCAGGUCAAAGAAGCCUCUUCUCAUCAUUGGAAGUCAAGCUACUCUACCGCCAGUUCCAGCAGAACGCCUCCAGAAAGCUGUCGAAUCUUUAGGCAUACCUACCUUCCUUGGUGGAAUGGCGAGGGGCCUCCUAGGCACAAAGAGCAAGAUCCAGUUCAGGCAUCAACGUGGCAAUGCUCUGAAGCGUGCUGAUCUUGUAAUCCUGGCAGGAAGUGUCUGUGACUUCCGCCUUCAGUAUGGCAGAUCAAUACCUCGAUCUGCUAAAAUUAUUUGUGUAAACCGCAACAAGGAACAGCUAUGGAAAAAUUCAGAUGUGUACUGGAAACCAACUGUUCCUGUCCUUGCUGAUGUUGCAACAUUCAUUGUGGAAAUGGCUGAAAUGUUGCAAGGGUCACUGAAUGUUGACAAGGAGUGGCUCUCAGAGAUAUCAGAAAGAGAAACUGCCAAGGAAAAGAGUAAUAUGCAGAUGUCACUGCAACCUACUGAUCAGCAUAUCAAUCCCAUGAAGUUCUUCUAUGAACUUGAUAAGCUUUUACCUGACAAUGCUAUACUUGUAAAUGAUGGUGGAGAUUUUGUUGCUACUGGUGCUUACAUUCUCAGACCUCGUGGCCCUUUACAAUGGCUCGAUCCUGGUGCAUUCGGAACUCUUGGUGUUGGUGGUGGCUUUGCGCUCGGAGCUAAACUGUGUAGGCCAGACAGUGAAGUUUGGAUAAUUUGGGGAGAUGGCUCAUGUGGCUAUAGCGUGGCUGAGAUAGAUACAAUGAAACGUUUUGGAGCAAAUGUUAUUUCAGUUGUUGGAAAUGAUGCUGGGUGGACUCAGAUCCUUAGAGAGCAGCAGCCCAUGUUUAACAGCUCAGUGGCUUGCAAACUCUUGCACACUAAUUACCAUGAAGUUUCUCAAGGAUAUGGAGGUGAAGGACUUCUCCUGAAAUAUGAUAAGGAUGAUAUUGUUGCAAAUAUUGUGAGGGCUCAAGGCAUUGGGAAAAAUGCAUCUGUACUGCUGAAUGUGUGGAUUGAGAAAACCAGUUUCAGGGAUGGCAGUAUUUCUGUUUAAGAACAAUCGUUGUUGGUUUGUCUGCAUAAGGGUGACAAAACAAGCAAAAUCCAUUAGAGGUAAACAUACUGUUUUUUCACAUUGAAACAUUCACAAUUUUUUAAUAAAAGGCAAAGUUGUAUUAUAACUUAGAAAAAAAAAUCUAUUGAUUUAAUAAUUAA